Neltuma alba is the source of this 1161-nucleotide messenger RNA. RefSeq lists its product as uncharacterized. The record is from RefSeq and is a predicted model, not a curated record. The coding region runs from base 1 to 1161 and encodes 386 amino acids. Lineage: Eukaryota; Viridiplantae; Streptophyta; Magnoliopsida; Fabales; Fabaceae. The transcript has 2 exons.
AUGAGAUCUAACAUUGGGUCAACAUCUUCAAAGCGUCGUGCUUGUUAUUUUCAUGUGGGUGGGAACUGUGCAGAAAAUGGUGAUGGUGAAGUUAAGUACAAUGGUGGAACUGUCAGGGUAGGAGUGAUAAAAAAAAGUAUAAGGCUUGAAGAUUUGAGGGUUACGAUAGGAGGAUGGUUUGGUGUAGAUAGUAAUAAUUGUGACAUUAAAUACACAUUAGGCUUUGAUGAUGGGAUAUCAAUAGAUCUCAUUGAUGACGAUGAAGUUGACAACCUAUUUGAGUAUAAUGACAGUAAUGCACAUGUUUACGUAGUAGCUAAAGGUAAUAAGAAUACGGAGGAAGAAGUGGCUGAUCCAAACAGCCUGCUAUAUGUAGUACAGAGUGCACUAGCACCUUUGCCAAGCAUGAAUUCCUUGAAAUGGAAGAAAGUAUUGUUAGGAUUGAGGCAGAGUUUUGCACAUGCAGAUGAUUUCAAGAAGAAACUACACAAAUUCAGUAUUGCAAACAAAUUUGAGUAUAAAUAUGUGAAAAAUUCUAAUAUCCAUAUGUAUGUUAAAUACAAGGUUGAAGGUUGUCCAUGGAGGAUCAGUGCGAGAGUAGCUGGAAAGAGUAUUUCAUUUUUACGUGUAACGACAUUAAAAAAUGAGCAUGUUCAUAAUUCACAAUACAAUCUUCACGUGACACAUGGUGGAUCAGCUAGCUUGACAUCAUCAAUUAUAAUUGAAGAGGUUAGGGAUCACAUAGACAUGCGUCCAAAUGAUAUAAGAAAGAGGUUGGAAAGAGAUUAUAGUGUGAAGUUGACAUACAAGCAAGCAUAUAGGGCCAAGGAAAAAGCAUUGGAGGACAUAUAUGGCAAAGCUGAUCAAAUUUAUAUGCUUAUUCCAUGGAUAUGUGAUCGGUUAAAGGAAACCAAUGACAAAACAGUGGCAAAAUGGGUGGCUACAAUGAACAACACAUUUGAGUGUGUAUUCAUAGCCUACAGGUGUUGUAUAGAGAGCUUUGUUGCUGGUGCUAGACAUGUAUUGUAUAUUGAUAGAAGUCAUUUAAGUGGACCGUAUAAGGGGACACUACUUUCAGCCUUUGCUUAUGAUGCGGACAAUGAAUUAUUCCCUUUUGCGACUGCAAUUGUGAAGGGAGAGACACUUGAGGAUUGGACAUAG